AUGUCGGGCGAAGCGUGGCUCUUCCUCUUCGCGGUCAUCCUCAGUGCCGCGCUGCUCUUCACCAGCGUCUUCUUCAUCAUCAUGUUCUCGGACCUCGAAUGCGACUACCUGAACCCGAUCGACCUGUGCAACAAGCUCAACCAAUUCGUCCUGCCCGAAAUGAUCGCACACGCCUUCAUGACGGUCCUCUUCCUCCUCUCGUUCCAAGUCAUCGCCUUCCUCCUCAACGCGCCCUUGCUCGCCUACAACGUCAACAAGGUCGUCAACCGGAACCACAUGUUUGACGCGACCGAGAUCUUUAGGACGCUCGGGCAGCAUAAGAAGGAAUCGUUCAUCAAGCUCGGCUUCUACCUCAUCUUCUUUUUCUAUGCGCUCUACCGGAUGAUCCUCGCGCUUGUCGCCGAGGACUAG
Molecule: messenger RNA, 411 nt
Organism: Rhodotorula toruloides NP11
Lineage: Eukaryota; Fungi; Basidiomycota; Microbotryomycetes; Sporidiobolales; Sporidiobolaceae
Product: ER-derived vesicles protein ERV14
Exons: 8
Coding region: 1-411 (136 amino acids)
Biological process (GO): endoplasmic reticulum to Golgi vesicle-mediated transport
Cellular component (GO): endoplasmic reticulum membrane; COPII-coated ER to Golgi transport vesicle
Source: RefSeq, a predicted model, not a curated record